This is a messenger RNA of Talaromyces atroroseus, 3039 nucleotides long. RefSeq lists its product as hypothetical. Gene Ontology annotation, cellular component: MutLalpha complex. Gene Ontology annotation, molecular function: ATP binding; ATP-dependent DNA damage sensor activity; mismatched DNA binding. The coding region runs from base 1 to 3039 and encodes 1012 amino acids. The transcript is spliced from 4 exons. Gene Ontology annotation, biological process: mismatch repair. The record is from RefSeq and is a predicted model, not a curated record. NCBI's taxonomy places the organism in Eukaryota, Fungi, Ascomycota, Eurotiomycetes, Eurotiales, Trichocomaceae.
AUGGCCACGAUCAAACCUAUCGAGGGUCGCUCGGUCCAUCAAAUCCAGUCCGGCCAGGUCAUCGUAGAUCUCUGCUCAGUGGUGAAGGAGCUUGUGGAAAACAGUCUUGACGCAGGCGCUACCUCGAUUGAAGUACGGUUCAAGAAUGACGGUUUAGACUCCAUCGAAGUCCAGGACAAUGGGGGUGGAAUAGCACCCGAGAAUUAUGAGAGCAUAGCUCUCAAACAUUAUACUUCGAAGCUUUCUUCCUACGAUGACCUAACCUCCUUGACGACCUUCGGCUUCCGCGGCGAAGCGCUCUCGUCCCUAUGUGCCGUAUCCAACUUCCAUGUUAUCACUGCCCAGGCGCAUCAAGCGCCGAAAGCGAACAAAUUAGAAUUCGAGCAGUCUGGGAAACUUAAGGGUACUCAAAUAGUGGCCGGGCAGAAGGGAACUAUCGUGUCUGUUGCGAACCUGUUUAGCAGGCUUCCCGUGCGUCGAAAAGAGCUGGAAAAGAAUAUCAAGCGUGAAUUGGCGAAGGUGGUCAACCUACUCAAUGAAUAUGCUUGUAUCACAACUAGAGUGCGGUUCAACGUGAAAAACACGGAUGCGAAACGAAGACAGGUGGUGCUCUUAACGACCAAAGCGAAUUCAACCGUGAAGGACAACAUCGCGAAUGUCUAUGGUGCCAAAACACUGUUGACGCUGAUUCCACUUGCAUUGGAGCUGGAAUUCGAGCCGUCAGCAACUGGAAAAAGAUUGAACCGGGAACUUAACAAGAUAUACGUCAAGGGUUACAUAUCACGCCCUGUUGUAGGAGAAGGCAGAGGAACUCGUGAUCGUCAAAUGUAUUACGUCAAUUCGCGGCCAUGCGGCAUCCCGCAGAUUGCUAAAGCUUUUAACGAAGUGUACAAGUCCUACAAUAUUUCUCAAGCACCAUUCGUACUUGCGGAUUUUCAGAUGGAUACGAGUGCAUACGAUGUGAAUGUCUCGCCGGAUAAGCGCACUAUUCUUCUACAUGAUUCUGCUGCGCUUAUCGAAUCGCUAAAAGAAGCAUUGGAUAAUUCAUUUGAAGAGGCUGAACAAACAGUCCCGCAGUCUCAAUUCACUACUAACAAGCAGCAAUCUGAUAUCCAACAGCGGCUUCAGGAAUCCCCUAUCAGAGCUACUUUCGAGAAAGGAGGAAUAGAACCUAUUCCCGUCCGUAACGAAAGUCGUCGAGAUACGAUGGAUCACACGGAAGCUCUAUUUGAACAUGGCACCGAAGAUAAACCGGAGAAAGAAGGAAUCACCGAAAAAGAAAGGCCAAUAGCUCUUGAACAAGCGGACAGCCAAGUCACUAGUACUGAGCCAGAUGCAGACGUGGAAGAUGUAGAUGAAGAUGCCGGUCAUGCCGAUGACGCAGUCAAUAGGAUACGAGCACAAGCUGCCCAGCUCACCCCCCAGCCAAAUGAGAGGCGGAUCCCAAGGUUACAAAACCCCUCUCCAGUGGAAAGAACAAGCGUGAUUCAGAACGCUUUUGACCGAAUGCGCCCAAGACGACCGCCGGCUGAAGUUGCCACGAUCACUAUCGGCGAUAAAGUUACCACAUCAGUGGUUGGUCAUGGCUCGUUACGGAAGAGGGAUUCUUCGUCUGCAGGCUAUAUUGAAGGCACACGCCAGUCAAAACGUAGAAUUCAUACUCCUUCGAAGCCCAACAUCUUCAGCCAAAAUUUGAAGUCUUUCGCAGCUCCGGGUACACAACCUGAUGUUGACAGGGCCGAUUCUCAAGAAGAUAUCGAUGAAUACGAAGAGAAUAGUGAUGAGGAGAUGUCAGAAACUGCCCAGUCACCAGUUCAUUCUCCAGAUGAACCGGUGGACACAGAGUCAAUUGAAGAUAGUGAACCUAGUGGAGAUGAACAAGGAAAUAUCCCUCCAUCGGAUAACACCAUUCAUAAGGCCGAUGGCGAUGUUAUUGGGGAGACAGAGAAAAAGGCCCAAGAAGAUGCUAAAGUCCAAGAGCUUAUUCGAAAGGCAGAGGAAAAAGGCGGACUGAAUAGUGAAAGUCACAUAAAACGUGGCAAGUAUAUUGAAAAGGAACAGCAAAGCCAGAAAAAUUCAACGACAUGCCUUCUUGCGACACUCAACAGUUCUAUCGCUCGAGUCCAGACUCAAAUGGAGACGCUACGGGACUUGCUAGGGUCCUAUACGAGCGCGAAGGAGACCAAAGAUGAUGAUGAAUUGUUCGUUCAACAAAAAACUGGGGAAGAACGUCUCUCAUUGACAGUGUCGAAAGACGAUUUUGCGAAGAUGCGAAUUGCAGGGCAGUUCAAUCUAGGAUUUAUACUGGCUACCCGCUCACAAGGAGUCGACGAGCCAAUGGCGGGUUCAGAAGAUGAACUGUUCAUCAUUGACCAGCAUGCCUCUGAUGAGAAAUACAACUUUGAACGACUUCAGGCAGAAACAGUUGUGCAAAAUCAACGCCUCGUGCAUCCGAAAACACUAGACCUGACGGCGGUCGAAGAAGAAGUUAUUAGAGAGAAUAAACCGGCUUUUGAGAAAAACGGCUUCGUUAUCGAAAUAGACGACAGUGGUAACGAGCCUAUUGGCCGACGGUGCAAGCUUAUAUCGCUCCCACUUAGCAAAGAAGUCGUCUUUGACAUUCACGAUCUGGAAGAGCUUAUUGUUCUAUUAUCCGAAACUCCGACUGGUGCGGCAGUGAAUACACUUAAAUCUGAUACAUAUGUACCUCGGCCCAGCAAAGUUCGGAAAAUGUUCGCUAUGCGUGCUUGUCGAUCAAGUAUAAUGAUAGGCAAGACAUUGACAGUCAAGCAGAUGGAGAAAGUGGUGCAAAAUAUGGGAUCAAUUGAUAAGCCUUGGAACUGUCCUCAUGGACGACCGACAAUGCGGCAUUUGAUGAGUUUGGGCUCUUGGGAUGAGUAUAAUGAGUACAGCGAGCAGACUUCUAUGGCAGAUGACGCUCGCAGUCCCUGGCAAAGAUUUUAUGAUUGGCAAUAUCAGCAGGAUGACGAAGAGCAAGAAGGGGGAGAAAAUGGAGAAGACGAGGAGGAAGAUGUAUAA